This is a messenger RNA of Mesorhabditis spiculigera, 501 nucleotides long. NCBI's taxonomy places the organism in Eukaryota, Metazoa, Nematoda, Chromadorea, Rhabditida, Rhabditidae. The record is from the annotation of a GenBank genome assembly.
AUGAGACCCGAGAAGAAGACCCCACGUGGCAAAACGCCUGCGAGCGCAAUCAAGAAAUCGUCGGCCAGGCCCGUCAAGAAGCUUCCGCACGCCCCCAGGGCACUAAGAAAAUCCUCCACGCCGAGCUCCGAGCGCAGCCUUUCCAGGCCCAGGGAAAUAACUGCUACGCCAACCGGCCGUAUCAACACAAAAAGUCUGCGGAUUGAUCCCGCUUCUCCAAUGGACAUCGGCAAUACCCCGAAGAGAGGCUGCCGCCUUGCCCGCACUAACAACAAUUCCAGAAGUGCAACGCCGGAAAGCAUGACGCCAAAGCGCGGAAGGAAGCAAACAGCUUCGGGCAUGAAGGCCGUUGAGCGUCUACUGCAAGCCAGCAAGCGCAAAAGUUCCCGUUCGUCCAAGAAGGCCGUCAGAAGAAUAACCAGAAGCGAGCAAUCACACGACCUCGUCGCCUUCAUGAAGAAGAUGGACAUCGGCGGAAACAAGGCCAAGGAGCAAAAGCCG